Molecule: messenger RNA, 831 nt
Organism: Lycium barbarum (goji berry)
Lineage: Eukaryota; Viridiplantae; Streptophyta; Magnoliopsida; Solanales; Solanaceae
Exons: 3
Coding region: 120-650 (176 amino acids)
Source: RefSeq, a predicted model, not a curated record
AUUUGCUCAAUGCUCAAGAAAAACUGAAAAAGAGCAACACUGCCCAGCGCCAAGAUUCAGUGUAUUUUGGGUCCUUCCAUCAUUAGAGAGUAGAGAGUAGAGAGGGGAAAGGGGAAUCCAUGGAAGCCCCUAAAACUCAGAAUAGAAAGAGGCCACUUGAUAUCUCCAAAUUGCAAAACUCACCUUACUACAAGAUGAGACUCAUUGUUAAAGAUCUAAGACCCCAUGUUAUUGAGGUUCUCCGGACUCCUGACUUCCGCAAUUGCAAGGCUGCUACUGAAAUUCGUCAACAGUUGAAUCUCCUGAUGGAUCUUUACAAGGAGGUGAUGGAAGAAGCAAUAAACCCAGAGGCGGCUAAGGAUGGACCCGGAACUCAGGAUGCGUCCAUGGAUAUCAAGGACAGAGAAAAGCCUAGUGAACAUCAGAAAGACAUGAAACCUUCUCCAGAAAAUGGGGCAUCUGCAAAACCAGAUGGAGAUUCAUCUCCGAAACAAGAAGUUGGAGAUGAUGACGGGGUCCAAGUGACGGGGACAUAUGUCGUUGGAGGAUCAGCAUUUGGCUGGAACUUUAGAACAUACACCACCAGGAAGGCCGUCUAUUAUGGACGAACCAAGGAGUCGUUCCGAGCUGCAAAUGUUAAACCUGAAUGAAGUUCUCAAAGUUCACUUUUAUUCUCUAAUUUUGAGAUUAGAAUGGUUUGAUGUGUGUACUAUAAUAGAUUCAAAUAUUUUGUUAGUCCUACAGCCUCUCUUCCCUCCUCCACCACUUUCUACCUUCUUGUAUGUACCGAAAGUAUAACUGCUGGAUUGCCUAAAGCUCUUAAAGUUUCAA